AGAAAGUUAGAAAUGUCAGCGUUAGAGUAAGAAUUUUGAAAUAUCAUCACAAACUGCUAUUCAUUUCCACAUUUUUUCUUUAUUUCUUUCAACUUUCUCGUUAUUAGUUGGACAACUUUUAUUUACAACCUCUUAAUAUUCUUUACGACUUUUAUCGACCGUUCUCUUUCGUGAUUGCUCGAACAUCCACUACGUACUUUCUUCCUACACGGUAACUUGUUUAUAUUUUUCUUUUUUCGCGGUCUACGGAUCAGCUUCAGUGUUAUUUUGUAUUUCACUUGACACUGUCCGUUCCCAUCUUCGAUUGGAAAGUAAUCAUUCAAUAGUUGAAGUUGUUGAUACGUGUCACCCGUUGGACGUCGUGAGCGCGACUGCCGCGAAAUUCAUUCAACAGGCAGCCAGGAUGUGGGCGGGGCGUGCGGGACGCGGUGUCAUUGGGCGCCAGGCCGCCGCACAAUGAUGGCGGCCGUCGCAUUCGGCCAAUGAGCGGCGCGCGAGCCGAACGCGCGUCCGUCCGUCAACCGGCGCGACGUUGCCAGCUUUUCAGAAAAAAAUACCAGAUUCGACCUUCUUAGGACCCCCGGUUUUUUUUUGUUUAGCCGCGUUAUCAUUCGGGAACGUCUAUCGAGGUCCUUAUCCGUAGUGAUGGUGUUGGUUCGCAGGUGGUUCCUUGGUGUAGUGUAGUGUGUAUUAUGGUGUGGUCGACGCCAUCGGGAGAGGUGUUGAUAGACAUCGUUACAAGGCCCGGCCAGACGGACCACGGGCACGGCGGCGGGCUGGCGUACGGCGGGAAGCCCACAGCUGGGGCGGUGGUGCAGCCUCGCGCCCCCUCCACGCCAUACCAGUACCCUCCACUGCGCCUGCACCAGCCUGGAUAUGGAUCUGCUGCGCUCACAUACAGGGACAGCGGGUACUCGCGCGGCGGCGGCGCAGUGGGCGAGUACCGCGGCGGCGCGCGCAUGUCCCUGCUGGGCAACUACCUGCCGCCGCCAGCCCCGCCGGCGCACCACCCGCCGCCGGCCGACCCGCCGCCCUACAAGAAGAUCCGCAUCGCCGCCGACAGGGCCGUCUCGCACCACCACCAGCUCAGGGUCGAUACCAGGGAGCCGGUGAACACGUAUAACACGGUGGAGGUGCUCUCCCCCAACCCCCCUUCGGAGCCCACGGUUGAAGACCAGAGCUUCCGGACCACCAAGGAUGAGCUGCUACAGCAAAUAUCUAAGGUGGAUAGAGAGAUGGCGCUGUCGGAAUCGACUCUGGCCAAGCUGAAGAAGAAGCAGGAGGAGUUGGAGCAGACAGCGUCGAAGCCCACGAGGGCGGAGGAACCAGAGGAGGCGGUGCCGCGCCACCGCAGCCUCGCGCAGUGCGUCUACGCAGACAACAGGAAAAAGGUAAAAGCAUCAGCGGCGCACGCGCUGCUCGCGCACCUCGGGCCGCCCAUCCUGUACCCGCUGUACAAUCAGCCGCAAGACACGGAGGUCUACCACGAGAACAUACGCAAACACAGGCUGUUUAGGAAACGGCUCGCCGACCACAUACGAAGGGUCAAGCUUGAGACUGAAAAGAGAGAAGACGCGUUAGCAGAAGCAUACAGUAGAAGAGCUGCGGAGUGGCUGAAGAGGGUCGAGAGGAUAGAGCAGGGGCAGAAGAGGAAAGUCAAAGACGCCAAGAAUAGGGAGUUCUUCGAAAAAGUGUUCCCAGAACUCAGGAAACAGCGCGAAGAACGGGAGCGGUUCAACCGCCUCGGGGCGCGGGUGAAGUCUGAAGCAGAACUGGAAGAGAUUGCCGACGGCUUGCACGAGCAGGAGCAUGAGGACAAGAAGAUGAGGUCUCUGACCGUGGUGCCGCCGCUGCUGAGAGACCCGGGGGACAAACGGCCUGUCUACAUCGACACCAACAGGCGGUGUAUGGACAUGGAGGCGGAGCACGCGGAGCUGGAGCUGCGGAACGUGUGGUCGGCUGGCGAGCGCGAGGUCUUCCGCGAGAAGUACCUGCAGCACCCCAAGAACUUCGGACAGAUCGCCUCCUUCCUGCCGCGGAAGAGCGUGCGGGACUGUGUUAGAUUCUAUUACCUAUCAAAGAAAGCGGAGAACUACAAGCAACUACUACGCAAGCCUCGUCAGCGACGGCCGCCGCGCGGGCCUAGGCCUCCGCCCGAGCCCGCUGAGGUCAUCCUGCCGCCCGGGGUGACCACCCGGCUCCAGCGGUCGCAAGUGGCGCGCGCAGUGGACUCGAAGGAGCCCGCGAACGAGGACGCGCCCGCGCCGCCCGGCGCCGCCGCCAGCCCCGCCGCCAGCCCCGCCGGCCCGCAGAACAUCAACAGGCCAGAACUAAUCCGCACGCCGCCGCAGCCGCCGUCGCCGGUGCCGGCGGUGUCGGUGCCGGCGGUGUCGGCGCCGCCCGCGGCUGUGUCGUCGUCGUCGGCGCCCGCCGCCUCCCCGCCCGCUGCGCCUACGCCGCCGCCCGCGCCCAGCGGGACCGAGCCGCCCGCUAGUGCUAGUUCGACAAUAACGACGUCGUGUGCGCUGGCAUCGAUCCCGUCCCCCGGUGUUCCACCACCGACCACUACCACCACCGCAGCGAGCGCAGCGACCACAGCCACCAUAGCGAGCGCAGCAACCGCAGCUAUCGCAGCGAGCGCAGCAACCGCAGUGACCGCAUCGAGCGCAGCGAGUGGAGCAAGCUCAUCGAGCACGAGCAGCUCGUGGGCGGGACCAGGCAGCGCGCCGCCCACGCCGCAGCCCGCCCAGCCGCCCACGCCCACGCAGCCGCCGCCAACGCCCGAAGCUGCGGUGAUAGAGCGCAUAAGCACGCCAUCCUCGGUAACAACAAGCACGACAACGACAGUAUGUGCGCCGGCGCAGGCCAACUGUGCCGUGUGCAACAUGGCGGGCGCGACGCGGACCGUGUCGCGGUCUCGCGCGGUCCACUACGGGUUGAAGGAGGACGCGGUUGGGGCCAGGGUCUGUGAGCCGUGCCAUUGCAGAUGUGUAAGAUCCCGGUAUACGCGGUGUCCGGUCCCCACUUGUCCAGGCCCGAGGGUGAGGGCCAAGCGGCUCCGGCACCUGCCCCCGCGGUGGCACGACCUCGCCAUCGAGGCCAAACGACCUCUCAUGGAGGAGUUUCAAAUCCCGAGCGAGCUAAGCAAGUGCUGCUUGGCGUGCUUCAAGCGCAUCACGCGGCGGCUGGAGACGCUGGGCGAGGGCGGCUGCGAGCCCAGCGAGGAGGAGGCGGCGCGGUUCCGCGCGCUGGUGCGCGACCACGGCACGGCCUGGGACCGCAUGGCGCACGCGGCCGGCCGCACGCCCGCCAGCCUCAAGGCCUUCUACUUCACCUACAGGAAAAGAUUCCAACUAGACUCGCUAGUAUCGUCGCUCGCGCAGCCCAAGGGCAGUGAAAGCGACAGCAGCGUGGCCAGCUCCGGGGACACGGACACGGCGUCAGCGGAGUCCCCUAGGCCUCCGCCCCUGCCCGGCCCGCGCACCGACGCCGUCGCCCCCAAGGGCCGGCGCCGCGACGAGUACGACUCAUCAGCCACGGAAACAGCCGACGAGGAAAAUGAUGCCCCCACUGCAAAGGUAAUUAUUGAUAUAAUCCCCUCAAUAACCCUGUCGACGCCCGUGUCGUCGAGCGGGCCGGUGACGCCGCCCAGCACUGGGACCUCGACGGGCAGCACCGCCAGCACCGUGGCCCGCAACGGCCCGGGGGCCACGCUCGCGGGGGCCCUGGGCGCGGGCCCACAGCUCACCGUGCGGGACGUGGUCUUGAACAUGAUCGAGAUCAGUCUCAUGAAGAAUAACCAACCCGUGCCGCCGCCUAAACUGAUGCCGCCUAAAGUAACAUCAUCGACGGCGCAGCGGGAGUCCCUGGCGACGCUGAGCGUGGUGAACUCGUCGCACGUGGGCGUGGCGUCGCCCGUGUCCCCGCAGCGGCCCGCCACCAUCACGCCGCUGGCGCAGCCGCCGCCCGCGCCCGACGCGCUCAAGGAGGGCGUCGUCGUGCUCAUCGAGCCGAGGGACAGGAACGAGCCGCUGCUGGACCUCAGCGUCAAGAGGCCGAGGUUGGAACAACCCUCGAACGCGCCGCAGCAGAGCAUGGUGAAGCCUCCCUACCGCAACUCGACGGAGUACCCCCCGUACAGGCCGCAGCCGGAGAGAGAGUCCCCGACGCAGUACAACUCCAAGCCGAAGCCCGUGGCGGCGCCGCAGCGGCCCGCGGUCAAGCCCGUCCCGAACCCUAAAGGGUCCAUUACCUUAGGAACCCCAGUUGAGAACAGGUUCGACUCGAGAAGAACGCCGCCGGACCCGAAGACGGGCUCCAUCACCGCCGGGACCCCUGUCCACGGGUCCCACCACCUGCCGGACAAGAAGAGCUUCGAUUACUACAAGCGGCGGAGUCCCGGCGGCGCCGCCUACUACGCCGGCGUCGCCGGGCAGCCGCGGCCGCAGUCGCCUUCAUUCUCCCCGACGGGCGGAGGCGGCUACACGGGCCGCGCGUACGCGCUGGACAGCCGGCAGAUCAUCAUGACGGACUACAUCACGUCGCAGCAGAUGCACGGCGCGGCGCGGCGCGAGCGGCCCGAGCGGCCCGCCUCGCCGCAGUACCGCCGGGACGCCCCGCACCAGCCGCACCCGCACCAACAGCCGCACCCGCCGCACCCGACGCACGCCCCGCACCCGCCGCCCGUGUCCGUCAUACAGCGGCACACGCCGCACGUCUACCAGCAUCCGCAUCCGCACCCGCAUCCGCCGCCAGGUCACGAAGCGUUCACCUCGCUAGUGGACGUGGCGUCGGCCGCCACCGCGCUCCCCGUGCCGCGGACGGAGCCCAAGCAGGACAACAAGCUGCCCUCGCACCACCAGCACCAGCAGCACAACCAGCAUCCGCACCAUCAGGACAUCAGACUGCAAGACCGUAUGGCGCGCGACAUGGCGAUGCAGAAAUACCAUCAGCAUCAGCAGCAUCAGCAGAUGCAGCAGUACCAGUCGCUGGAGCGCGACCGCCGGACGCAGGCCUCUUACAUGGAGCGCGACAGACAGAUACAAAUGCAGCAAAACAGGGAACGAGAGCGUGCGAUGGCAGCGAUGCAGGAGCGGCACAUCGCGUUAGAACAUCAGAACCAAUUGUUACAUGAACGACAUCAUAUGCAGCAUCCACAGUCGUCACAGAGCCAGGAGACGGAGCGGCGACUGGUGCAGGGCCCCGCCUACAGCGCCGCGCCCAAGCACCGGGCGCUGACGCCGCUACACACCGAGAGGAAAGACCAGUAAGUUUAUAACUGUUAG
Pectinophora gossypiella (pink bollworm) is the source of this 5285-nucleotide messenger RNA. It is a transcript of the gene Smr, whose product is annotated as titin. The transcript has 26 exons. Gene Ontology annotation, molecular function: transcription corepressor activity. Lineage: Eukaryota; Metazoa; Arthropoda; Insecta; Lepidoptera; Gelechiidae. The record is from RefSeq and is a predicted model, not a curated record. The coding region runs from base 693 to 5270 and encodes 1525 amino acids. Gene Ontology annotation, biological process: negative regulation of transcription by RNA polymerase II.